Psilocybe cubensis is the source of this 558-nucleotide messenger RNA. RefSeq lists its product as uncharacterized. The transcript has 7 exons. NCBI's taxonomy places the organism in Eukaryota, Fungi, Basidiomycota, Agaricomycetes, Agaricales, Agrocybaceae. Bases 1 to 558 code for a protein of 185 amino acids. The record is from RefSeq and is a predicted model, not a curated record.
AUGAAGUUCGGUAUAUAUGGAGCGUCAACGUCUACUUGGUCUUCUGGGCCUUUUCCCGCACGGAACCUACCCAGAGAACAUGCAAAAGGUGGUUUCUCUUUCAAACUACGGAAAAGCAGGACAAUUGGUGCAUUCCUGGUGUUUAUUCUUUGGGGACAGGUAGCCCUGGAUAUCACGAUUGUGCCCCGAGUUGUCAAUGUUCGAUACGACGCAAUCUGUGACACCCGUGAGACGAGCAUCGCUGUUUUGUAUUUUAGGUAUGACUUGAUGAAGCUUAGAGCUCCUAUUGUCAGAGUCGUCACUCGGGAUGGGGCAUGGAUCAUGUUCAUAGUUUGCGGAGUAUUUGCCGGGAUCACUCCCGUUGCUGUUCGCAAUCAAGUGUCUAAAGCUCAUAUGAUACUCGGGUGGCCUAUAACAAUCUUGUCUGUGGCGUCCUGUCGAAUGAUUAUGAACAUGCAAACACUAGACCUUUCUUCAACGACCACUACGGACGUCGAACACGACUCAGUGACUUUGACAGAGCUUGAUACUCUUCAGAUUGAAUUACAGGACAUGUAG